GCGAGAGAGAGAGAGAGAGAGCGAGAGAGCGCACAGUCGGUACAGCGCACUGAAUGGUAGAUGUGCGUUUGUUCCCCGCGAACAGGACACACCGUGGCUGCGCGGGGAAGAAAAGGAAAGAGCGCUCGGUCUUGUGCGUGAGCGCUUUUUCGUCGCGCGCGUGUCCUCUUCUCAUCCUCUCGUUGUCGCGGACACGUCGUUGACACGCUCAUGCUCGAACGGGAGUACGACUUGAGCGGACGGCGCCGUGGGAGAAACCGGAGGACCGCAGGCUGUUCACAGAGUCCAUGGAGAAAAGUUUAGGCAUGAUGCUGGAAGCGGAAGACGGAAGGAGUGGAGCUAAAGUGUUGGGAAGCCUGGCCAUGGGCGACGGGGAGUUCGCGGAUCGGAGGAUCGGGCUCGUGGACAAGAUCCCGUUGGUGAAACCCUAUUUCAAGAAGAAGCACGCGCAGAGGAAAUUAGACGCGAAGUGCCUGCGGGCGCUCGAGGACCCCAUUCUGAGCACGAUACUCGGCUCGGACGACCUGGUGGCCGGAGACGGCGUUUUCGUGCCGCGGAAUCCGCCGCCGGCGUCCGCGCAGCCGAGUCUGAUGUGCGCCGCGGCCGUGGCGGAGGAUGCGCGCGCCGACGCGACGGCGGAGGAGCUCGCGGCGGGCGAGCAGAAAGCGACAGGCGCGACGAGGGACUCCAGCGAGGCGUCUCCGCGCGACGAUGCGUCGGCGGCGGCGCGGACCUCCGCGCUCGAGGUGGCGGUGAAGGCGGCUGCGAACGGUGCCGAGCCGUCAGCCGUCGCGCGUGGAGGACACGGAGAGCUUUUCCGCGACAAGAGCGACGAGGCCUCUUUGGAUCUAGUGUUCGAGCUGCUCAUGCAGCUGCAGUAUCACACGCGCCAGGACGACGCCGUGCACAUCUGCGUGGAUUUCUUGCGCGGCGCGUGCCUGUGCGGCAGCGAGUGCGCGCGGCACCACACCGCGCUGCCGUACCACUGGCAGAUCCGGCGCGCGGACACGCGCGUGUGGCAGAGUGUAUCCGAGGACGCGCAGGAGCAGCUGGAGAGACUCUACUGCAACCCGGACAAUGACCAAGUCCGCCUUAAAUUCCUGGGUCGAGUGUUUAUGCUGGACUUCAGUGCCAUGAGGGUGUGUGACAUGGAGUUCGACCUCGUCAGACGGUUGUCCACACCUUCCAGCUUCGGAGCCGUGGACCCCGGCACAAGCCCCGCCUCCAGCACAAACCCCGCCCCCAACUAUCUCACAGUGUGGAAAUAUUACUGCAGGGAUAACUUCGGCUGGAGGGAGUACUCCGAGCCUGUGGUGCGUUUGAUAGAGGAAGCGACCGAGCGGGGGCUGAAGGAGGUGCGCUUCAUCACACUCCAGAACCAAUACAUCCUGAAUAUCCGCGAGGGCUUCCAGCAGAACGCCGUCUUCGGUUUCCGCCGCCAGAUCAAAAAACGACCCCACUUCAUGUCCUCCAUUAGACUCUCGCCCUACCUACAGACUCUCGGAGGUCUCUGCACUCUAGAAGUCGCCGGGCCGCAGCCCCUGUCGCCCACGUCCACCCAGGGACCUCGGCUUUUCCCCGAGACGUGGGUUCCCAUGAACCCUGAACAGGACUUUAUGCAGGUGCCGGUGUCGCGCGAGGACCGCAGCUACCGCACCGUCUACAACCUCUUCCACAAAACCGUGUCCGAGACCAAAUUCCGCAUCCUGAAAAUCCUCCGCGUCCAGAAUCCGUUUCUCUGGGAGAAAUAUAAGAGGAAGAAGGAGUACAUGUCGCGGCGCAUGUCGGAGACGGAGCGCCUGCUGAACGAGCGUCACCUGUUCCACGGCACCUCGCAGGAUGUUGUAGAGGGCAUCUGCAAGCACAACUUCGACCCCCGCGUGUGCGGGAAGCACGCCACCAUGUUCGGCCAGGGGAGCUACUUCGCGCGUCGGGCGGCGUACUCGCACAGCUUCGCGCGCCGCUCGCCGCGCGGCCUCCACUACAUGUUCCUAGCCAAAGUGCUGACGGGAAAGUUCACGGUGGGGAACCCGGGCAUGCGCCGGCCGCCCCCGCUGUGUCCUCGCCAGCCCGCCGGAGACCUCUUCGACUCGUGCGUGGACAACUGCGUAGACCCGCAGAUCUUCGUCAUCUUCAACGACGACCAGUGCUAUCCGUAUUUUAUCAUCCAGUACGAGGAGGUGGCCAACACCGUCGCCAUCUGAGCGCUCGGGAGGAACGCCGUUGUCGUUUCGGUUGGAAGUCGCGGACUGUACGGACCGUGUAAUCGGCAGCGUGUGCAUGCGUGAGGAAAUGACUUCCAGGCUUCCGUUCUGCACCGGCGUGCGUCCGUGUACGACUCGGACCCCGCUUUCGGUUCUACGGCACACUAGGGAUGUCGCUCGGGCUCGAUGCCGUCAUCGAAGCGUUGACUUUUUUUUGUUUUUGUUUUUGUUUGUUUGUAUGUUUAAGACUCACGCCCCUCCCCCAUCGCCGCCAUCCAUUUUCCGUAGUUCAUCGUUCGUUGUACAUAUGCUUUCCUUGUUUAUAUUUGAACUGUGUGCCUUUUGUUCAUAAAAAAUUAUUUAUGUUAGUUAACGUGACGAAUAAAGAUUGAAAGUGAAGGUG
This is a messenger RNA of Ictalurus punctatus (channel catfish), 2607 nucleotides long. It is a transcript of the gene tiparp, whose product is annotated as TCDD-inducible poly(ADP-ribose) polymerase. The transcript has 6 exons. The record is from RefSeq and is a predicted model, not a curated record. Lineage: Eukaryota; Metazoa; Chordata; Actinopteri; Siluriformes; Ictaluridae. The coding region runs from base 288 to 2204 and encodes 638 amino acids. Gene Ontology annotation, molecular function: NAD+ poly-ADP-ribosyltransferase activity; zinc ion binding.